AUGGACCCAGGAGUCCGAGCUGGUGGCCGCCAGCUCCCUCCGGAGGUUCUGCCAGAGCCCGGGGACGCGGAGCAGGAGCAGGGCCACUACCUGCAGCAGCUCUUCGGGCUGUACGGGGAGCGCGGCACCUUGUCCCUCCAGGGCCUCACCCGCCUGCUGCGCAGCCUGGGCCUGGGCCACGUGCGCGUGGUGGAGAUGGAGCACGAGGCCCUGGGCCACGGGCACGUCCCGCACCUGGACAUCCUGGAGGUGCAGGACAACAAGCACCGGCACCGGCACUCGGCCCUGGAGCACGGGGCGGAGCCGCCCAGCCUGGGCCCCGGGCUGCGGGGAGAGAACGGCACCUCCAGGCCAGGAUCCCCUGGAAGGAACCAGCCAGAGACCGUCCGGCUGCUCCAGGCCGACCCGACGCCCAGGCCGCGAGCUGCCUCCGGGGGCACCCGCCCGGCCUUGGACACAGAAGAGCCCAACGCCACAGGGCACCCUGGGAGCAGAAGAGACCCUGUCCAGGCCCCCCCCGGACCCCCCCGCCUGACCCUGCUGGAGAGGGUGCUGGCCCUGGACCACUCCGUCGCGGACCAUCUGCACGAGGAUUGUCUCAACGUGACGCAGCUGCUGGUGAACUUCGGGCUGAACGCCGGCUCCCAGAUCACGCCCCAGCAGUUCACGCUGCUGUGCCCGGCCCUGCUCUACCAGAUCGACAGCCGGGUCUGCAUCCGGCACCACGACCAGCUGACGCCGGAGCCCCUGGCGGGGCCGCUGUGGCCAGUUCUAGGCUGGGGCUUCCUGGCCAUCACGCUCAUCAGCCUGCCCUCGGCGCUGGCCCUGCUGCUGGUGCCCUUCCUCGGCCGCGACUUCGGCCGCCUUCUGCUGGCCUUCCUGGUGGCGCUGGCCGUGGGGACGCUGUGCGGGGACGCCCUGCUUCACCUCUGGCCACACGCCCAAGGGAGGCACCAGGAGACCCCGCAGGAGCAGCAGGACUCGGUGCUGAAGGGGCUGUCGGUCCUGGGGGGCGUUUACCUCUUGUUCCUCAUCGAACACCUCCUGGGCACGCUGAGGCACCGACGGCGCCAGGCGAGCCGCGCCGCGGGACGGAGCCCCGGGAGCCCCUCUCUGGAUGCAGACGGAAGCCGCGGCUUGACCCUGCAGGCGUCGGCUCCUUCCCCAGCCUGCGGCUGCUCUUUCGCAGGCGCAGAAGCCGAAUUGCAGCGUCUGACGGCCCCGGGGCCGCGCAGCGACAGCCCCGGCCUGGGAGAGGACGGGACGAGGCAGCCAGUGCCGAGCGCGGACGGACAGACGGAGGAGCUGAGCCACCACGGACACUCGCACGGCCCGGCAGCCGGCAGCGCCGACAUCGCCUGGAUGGUCAUCCUGGGGGACGGGAUACACAACCUGACGGACGGGCUGGCCAUCGGGGCUGCGUUUUCUGACGGCGUCUCCAGCGGCUUGAGCACCACGGUAGCCGUCUUCUGCCAUGAACUGCCCCACGAGCUCGGUGACCUGGCCAUGCUGCUGCAGGCUGGCCUGCCAGUUAAGAGGGUGCUUCUCUCCAACCUCACGUCGGCCUUCCUGGCGUAUCUGGGCAUGGCGGUGGGCGCGGUGGUCAGCCAGGGCGCCUCGCCCGUCACCCCCUGGAUCUUCUCCAUCACAGCGGGCAUCUUUCUCUACGUGGCACUGGUGGACAUGCUGCCCGAGAUGCUGCGGCGAAGCUCCGGCGGGAGCAGGAAGGGGCCCGUGACGUAUUUCGCUCUCCAGAACCUGGGUUUUCUCCUGGGAGCGGCCAUCAUGCUGUGCAUCGCCCUCUUCGAAGGGCAGAUGAGCUUCCGUGUGGAUCUGUAACGCGGGGGCGGCCACGCGGCCCGCCGAGCUCGGAGGUUACGGGCACCCCCUGCUUCCUUCGCAGAGAACUAGGACCCCUGGACUCUCUUCCUGCUGACGGCGGGUGCAGCCCCCCACUGUUUGCUCCACAUCCCCCGGGGCCAAGCGUGGGUCGUGACCUGGGGGGGCCGGGCCUGACUGGUGCGGAAGAGGGGCAGCGUUUUGCUGUUCAGUACACGGAGGAGAGCGUGUGGCCAGCACAAUCCCCUACCCACCCUUUCCAAAAGACACCUUCCAUGAGGACGCUGCCAUUCAGAUUCUCAGCGUUUGCCCGACGUUUUGGUACAUCGCGGGCACGAGGCCAGGCUGAAAACAGCCCAGCGGCCCUCAAGCCACCUGGCCCUCAAGUGACCCGAGCGAAUCUCGGCGUUUCGGAGGGAAACGCAGCCGAUCUGUGGGCGAUUUUGGGGCGGGUACAGGAGACGAAGGGGGCAGAACGGAGCAUUUCGGAGGCGGGAGAAGCGCCGGAGUCUGAUGGGAGCGUGCGUCCAUUGCCGGGAGGAUACGUUCAGCUGGGGAGCGGACACGGGAACUCACCGUCACCACCGUCCGGAGACUAGCGGCAGGGCUCCUCCCUCCUUCCACUGCACCGCCCGGGAUGGAGUCUCCAAAAUCUGCUGGGCAGCUAACGGUUUAACCAAACGGAACAAAAAGAAUC
This is a messenger RNA of Mauremys reevesii (Reeves's turtle), 2536 nucleotides long. It is a transcript of the gene SLC39A5, whose product is annotated as solute carrier family 39 member 5. Gene Ontology annotation, cellular component: membrane. The transcript has 11 exons. The record is from RefSeq and is a predicted model, not a curated record. Gene Ontology annotation, biological process: zinc ion import across plasma membrane; BMP signaling pathway; intracellular zinc ion homeostasis. NCBI's taxonomy places the organism in Eukaryota, Metazoa, Chordata, Testudines, Geoemydidae. The coding region runs from base 1 to 1839 and encodes 612 amino acids. Gene Ontology annotation, molecular function: zinc ion transmembrane transporter activity.